This is a messenger RNA of Corythoichthys intestinalis (scribbled pipefish), 5028 nucleotides long. RefSeq names its product cingulin b (gene cgnb). The transcript is spliced from 20 exons. Gene Ontology annotation, cellular component: myosin complex; bicellular tight junction. The record is from RefSeq and is a predicted model, not a curated record. Gene Ontology annotation, molecular function: microtubule binding. Gene Ontology annotation, biological process: microtubule cytoskeleton organization. NCBI's taxonomy places the organism in Eukaryota, Metazoa, Chordata, Actinopteri, Syngnathiformes, Syngnathidae. The coding region runs from base 632 to 4036 and encodes 1134 amino acids.
ACACACAAACUACAAACAAGGCCGGUUGUCGUUUUUUGGGUUGAUCUUAAUAUGCUUGGGAAAAGAUGCAUUCAUUUUGUAAUGUGUUUAUUUGACAUAUUAAUUAUUGAUGCACACCAUACUAUCCCUUUGAGAUACUGUUCUAUUGCAAUUCAUAAAUCAUAAAAAACAUUGGAGUUAAUUUACAAGCCCGAUAAUGGGACUAUUCAUUAUCAGUCAACCGGUUGUCUUCUUUCUCGUUCCCUGGAGGGUAUUCGAGAGUAGAAUCAAAAAGUUUAAAGGAGUAAGCAAGGGGGGGCAGCUUGGCCUGUUUGUCAACAUUCCCGCCUUGAUUCACACAGUUGUUGCGGUGCUGGUAGUCCAUCAAGAACAGAAGCAGUGUCUAUAUCUCGCUCUGUGUACUAAUCCAGCCAUCCUUCCCAUUUGUGAGGGUGCAGCCCCCCUCAGUGGCUGCCGUGUCCUCUUAAUCACUCCAUAUUAUAUCCAAAGGCAAAGCACGCGCCACGCCGUGUGUAAAGGGACUGUCUGGAAUCCGAGGAAUGUUUUUUUUUUUUUUUUUUCUUUUCAACAAAGAGAGAAACAAAGGCUACUUUGAUUCCCAAGCUACCUGCGCCCCAGCCAGGAAGUGGACAUGAGUACUCUCUCUGGUGACAGGAAGCCUCCAGUGGACUACGGCGUUCAGAUCCGCUUCAUCAAAGACCUCAACGAGACAGGCGGCACACCGGCAGAAAAGUCAAAAAUCAGCAACGCCACCUCACCCCAUCCCACCAAUAAAUACGGAGUAGCAGUGCGUGUUCAGGGGAUCUCCGGGCAACCCUACGUGGUGCUAAACGAUGGCGCCAAGGGCGACUCGUACGGCGUCCAAAUCAACUCCCCGGCCCCCAGCUCUGCUUCAUCUUCAUCACAGUACAAUAGCGCUCCCAAAAGCAACGGUACAGCUGAGUUUUCCACCUCUACCAAUGCUAGUGUGAGUAACGCACACUCACCUGAGGAAGAGGAGGGAGAAAUCUACCAGAGCCCUCUGAGAAGACCUCCUGGGGACGGUCAGGCGGGGAGUCAUGGGGAGGAAGAGUCUAGGAAUGCAGAACAACAAGUCAAAGCAGCUGCUAGUGAAGCACAGAAAAACCUGAAAUUGACUACUAAGGACAAGGAAGAGUACAAUGAAGCAGGCCUGAAACCAGUCAAGAUCAACGGUGCUGGACGCAGGGGGUACAACCACAACGGUUUCACAGGGUCCCCUUCAAAAUACACUGACAAGGAGGUUCCAAAAUCUCCUGCAGAUUCUUUGGCGUCGACUGACGAGAAGCCUAUUGACACAAACUCUCUCGCUCCGAUCAACAAACUCAUCAAUAAAUUUAAUAAUAGGACACCGGGUGGCACACCCCAAGCUCGGGGCCGGAGUGGUGCUCGGCAGCAGCUCAGGUUUGAAGAAAGAAAGCGAUCUAAGAGCCUGGAUGCCCGGAAGGAGUCUUCCACGCCAUCGCCAACGUUCAAUCCCUACGCUUUACCUCUAUCUUCAGAACUGUCGAAUCACGACCCCGUGCUGCGGGAAACUCGGCAGACAAGCUUAACAUCACAAGUGAGGUAUACUACCAAGGAGUUUCCGGUCAUAGCCAAAAAACCUGAGAUAACGCCGAGAACCCAAAAAUUUGGUGGUAGGGAGAAGGCUCAGGCCAAGCAAGCUAUUUACAAUACACCCAAAGAAGGCACCAGUGAGAAUGAAGCAUCCCUCGACCGCAAAACCAACCUUGUCUAUGAAACUACGAGCAGCUUGAAGAAGGAUGGAAACCAGAAGGUGUUUAGCCUGGUGGAGCUUGAGGAACAAUUCGCUCUCUGCAAGAAACAACUACAACGAGCCCAUGAUGAGUUGGCUGAGGAGCGCAUUAGUCGAGAGAUGGCUGAGUCACGCCUGCGUCUACAAGAAGAUCACCUGGCCGAGCUCCAGGAAGAGCUUAGGAGAAUCUCGGAAACGUCGUCCAAUCCCGACUCGCUCAGGACGGACGUGGCAAGCCUGCAGGCGGAGCUGGCCGAGGCGACCGUGAGGCUCCAGCGUCAGGAUGAGAUGCUUCGGCAGCGCGAGCGCGAGCUGACGGCCCUGAAGGGGGCGCUCAAGGAAGAGGUGGAGUGUCACGACCGCGAGAUGGAGACGCUCAGGGAGCAGUACGGGGUCGACAUGCGCAACCUUAGGAAAACCAUGGAGCAACUGACACAGUCACAGGAGCAGAUUGAAGAGGAGCGCGAGCGCGUCAACGCCUCGCUGGUGAGCCUGGAGGAGGAGCUGGACUGCUGCAGGGAUCAGGGAGAACAGUGGAAGUCGCAGCUGGAAGCCACAUCACAAGAACUCCAAGAAACUCAAGAAAAGCUGCUGAAGUGUCAAUUGGAGAAGGAGGAGUUUGAGAGCAAGUUGAAGGAAGUCCAAGACCCGUCACUUGAUGUGCACAGGCGACGCUCCCCCUCUUCGGCUGAGGAUCUUCAACGUUGCCAUGACGAUUUGCGGCAAGCCCGUCUGGUUGCGGAUCAGCACAAGGACGCCCUCCGCGAUAAGAGCGAGACCCUUGAAGCUCUCAGGAGAGAGAACGGCGAGCGCGAGGCCCGACUCUUGGCGCAGAUCGACGACAUGAACGCGCAAAAGGCUGAGCUGGAGAAGGCCCUCCACAAAGCUAAAGAGGCAUCAUCUUCCACUUCAAUGGAUCAUAGCACCAACCUGGAGCUCCAAGAAACAAACACCCGCCUCAGAGAGCGAAUUGCCCGCAUGAGGCUGCAGUCGAGCGCCACCAGAAACUCUGAAGCCGAGGAGGCGAUGGAGGCCCUUGAGGACGAGAACCGCUCCCUCAAGUCGCAGCUGGAGGAAGCCAAACGAAGUGGGUCUCGCCUAGGCAAAGAGAGGGACGAGCUGACCCGCCGCCUGGAGGAAAGGGACCUUGAACGGGAGGCCCUGCGGCGAGGCAAAGGUGACCUGGAGGAGCAGAAGAGGCUCCUGGACCGAGCGCUGGAAAAGAUGAACAAAGAGAUGGAGGUGGUAAUGGGCGACUCGCGUCAGUCCGUGGCCGCCCUGCAGUCGCAACUGGACGAGUACAGGGAGCGCUCUCGGAAGGACUUGCUGGAGGCCCAACGCAACAACAAGGACAGAAUGGCUGAGCUGCAGCGGGCUCAGAGCAAUCUUAAGACCCAACAGGACGAGGUGUCCCGGCUGAAGAAGGAGCUCCUCAGCUGCAGCGAGGAGCGAGACAGCGCUCAGCUGGAGCGAGACCUCCUCAGCAACCGCCUCAAGCACUUGGAGAGCGAGCUGGAGUCGCAGAAGGGAACGCAUACGGACCGCAACCGAGAGAUCAGGUCGCUAGAGGAUAAAAUAAAGACCCUUGAGAUCGAGUUGGACGAGGAAAGAAGUAGCUUGGAGCUUUUGAACGAUCGCAUCGCACGCAGUCGAGAUCAGGUGGACCAGCUUCGCUCCGAGUUGAUGCAAGAGCGCUCGGCUCGUCACGACCUAGAGAUGGACAAAAGUGCCAUCGAGAGACAGGUUAAGGAGCUGAAGUCGCGUGUGGCCGACAUGGAAGGACAGACCCGACCUUCUGCCGGCAUUGCCGUGCUGGAAAGCAAAAUUCAGGAACUGGAGGAAAGGCUGCGCAGUGAAGAACGAGAGAAGAGCAGCAUGCAAGCCUCUCAGAGACGAACAGAGAGGAAACUGAAGGAGGUCAACGCCACGCUAGACCAGGAGAGGAUCCAGCAUGUAGAACAGAAGGAUCAGCUGACCCUGCGCGUAAAGGCUCUGAAGCGGCAGGUGGACGAGAGCGAGGGGGAGGUGGAGCGUCUGGAGGGAGUGCGCAGGAAGGUCUUGAGAGAGCUGGAGGAGCAACAGGAACUCCAGGAGGCGCUACAAGCCAAAGUCACGGCCCUGGAAUCGGAAUUCAAACGAAAGUCGCAACAUUCCCAUCGCAGCACUUUGGCCACGUUGAGCUCCGAGGACGACGACGCUUUCUACGACGUGAACAUGGCCGCCAUCUUGAACGAGGGCCACAAUCAAGGCUCCAACUGUUAAUCACUAAGGUUUUAUUUCACUGUGUUGUUGAUUCAUUGUGUUCGUGUGUUACAAGGUUAAUCUCCCAGUGUUAAUGUUCUUUUUUUUUUCAGUUUGUUUGCUUUAAAUCAUGAAAUGGCAACUUUUUUUCUCGUUAACUCCUGCUAGUUUUCUAAGACAUCUUAUUUCUCUCUGAAUAUUUUCUCACUGAAUUCAUUAUUUGCUCAUUUUAAAUUUGUGUCUUGGAAAAUUGAAUACUUUUUUUUUCAGGUCUGUAAAUGAUGUAUCCACUUAUCCUUAUUUAUCUAUUUUUUUUAAACCAAAUUUCCUUAAUUUGUCAUGCAAAAUUAUUUUUCCACCUCAUAUUUUUUUAACCACUGAAAUCAUGAUUUCUUGCAAAAGUGUGACUUUUAACACACAAUUCCACCUUUAUCGUCCUUCAAACUCCCCCCCCCCUUCCCUCAUUAUACACGUUUUCCCUGUAAAUUGUGUUUUCUGUAAUGUUGCAACAUUUUCUUGCAAAACACUUUGCUCGCAAGCAAUCUAGGUCAUGACUGUUUAGACAAUAUGUUGUUGAUUGUAUGUGUUACUGCAUGUUAAGGUUUAUUUCCUAAUGUUUGUAUUUGUAUUUAAAGUAUUUUACAAUUUGAAUGUGUCGACAGUACCGCACCAUUUUUUUUUUUUUUAAAUAAUCUGAGCCUACACUGAAUUCUCUAUUUGCUGUGUGUAUUAUUCAAGACAAUCACACGCAAUGGCACUGUGAAGCUUAUUUUAUUUUUGACCCAAAUAUGAAACAAUGUUUUCACUGGAAUGCCUUAGAAGUAAUGGAGUUUGUUUGUUGCAUGUUUUUUGUAUGCUGCUUCUAUGUUGAAUAUCUUUUUGUACAUGAUGAUAUGAAAAGCUUUUACUGUUGUGAAUGCUUUAGAAAGUGAAGAAAAAAAUGUUUAAAUUGUUUAUUAAACUGUGUGAUAAAUUAAUGCAAUAUUUGAAGUAGAUUUUGACUAAUAAAGAGA